Molecule: messenger RNA, 1336 nt
Organism: Lolium perenne
Lineage: Eukaryota; Viridiplantae; Streptophyta; Magnoliopsida; Poales; Poaceae
Molecular function (GO): inositol phosphate phosphatase activity; acid phosphatase activity
Source: RefSeq, a predicted model, not a curated record
GAGGCGGUGGCGGUGGCGGUGGCGGUGGCGGUGGCGGUGGCGGCGCGGGAGGAAGCAGGAUUGGCCGAGUAGACCGGGGAUUCGCUACUAUCGUGGAGGACGGCGGAGGUAACGGCGGAGGAGGGGGAGGAGCCAGAGUGGCGCGUCCGCAGCGAAGAGUAUUGCCGACCUCGCUGUGGUUUGAUCCCCUGAGAUAUCAUCGCAGACGGAAGAUGGGCUACAUGAAAAGAAAGGAGCCCGAUGUUGAAAAGCAAAAGGAACCAAUUCUGGAACAUGUCAAGUCUGCUUUGCUCAAGCGUUAUCGCCUCAAUUUUACAAAACAAGAUGUUUCCCUAUGGUUCCUUUGCAAACAGGAAGCAUCUUUACUGAAAAUUACCAAUCAUGCUUGUCAGCGCUUCAAUGAAGCUGAGGACUACGGGAAAAGAAAGGAGCCUGAUGUUGAUAAGAAAAAGGAACCUAUUCUUGAACAUGUCAUGCCUGCUUUAGUCAACCGGUAUCACCUCAAUUGUACAAAACAAGAUGUUUCUUCCCUCUGGUUCCUUUGCAAACAGGAAGCAUCUUUACUGAACAUCACCAAUCAUGCUCAUCAACUCUCCAAUGAAGUCAAGGUUUAUUUGCUAGAAGGGACAGAUGAUUUGGAGGGUUUUGUGGUUAAAGGUUAUGGUGAGUCUAUAAGCUACAAAAUGAGGUUGCCAUUGCUGAAGGAUGGUGUCCAGUUAAUGAAAGAUGCAAUCAUAGCUAAAGAAGAGAAUUACCCUGAUGGUACAUAUGAGAAGGCAAGGCUCCCAUUUGCAAAUGCAGAAACUCUUGUUCAUUUCACAUGUCUUCUUGGUCUUUUCCUUGAAGGAUCAGAUUUUGAGAAGAUACAGCAGGAGGAACCAUUGGAUCUACCUCUGAUGCCACCACAGAAGAGAAACUGGAAGGGCGGUCUGGUAGCACCUUUUGCUAGUAACAAUAUGUUGGUUUUACAGCAAUGCCCUGGCAAAACUGGUGACAAUUGGAUAUCCCAGGGUCAAAACAGCUCGUACUUUGUGCAAGUUCUACAUAAUGAAGCUCCAGUUUCAAUGCCAGAAGCACCCUUACUGAAUCUUACCAAUAAAUCUUGUCAUUUUUCAAGGAAGCUGAGGUACUGAAGAGCUAACACUAAAGAAAAAGAUACCACAAAGGGUAGAAAUUUGCAAGGAGCGUCAAGAUGUGAGCAAAAGAAGACAGCAUUCUUCUUUGAGCUCAAGUCCCAUCUAAAGACCCCUGAUGUAAAUACUGGCUGCAUGCUUAAAUAGCAACAAUGUUCAUACCGUUUGCUAACUUGAGGGUGUUGUGAAUGAUACAUAGUUCC